This is a messenger RNA of Lactuca saligna, 1568 nucleotides long. The record is from the annotation of a GenBank genome assembly. Lineage: Eukaryota; Viridiplantae; Streptophyta; Magnoliopsida; Asterales; Asteraceae.
UAUAUAAACAUAGUCAUAAACCCGAUCUGCUAGGCCCAUACGUCUUAAAUCAUCUUCAACCCCUCGUUUCCUCUCUACACCCCUGCAAAGUGCACACUACAGAAAUGGCGAUGGUUUCAUCACUGCUGUGGAUUCCCAACUACAGGGGCAUUGUUGUUGUCCCUGUCACCAUACUACGAACACUAUCUGCGGCCACCAGCCACCGCCACUACAACCGCCAAAAAAACAAGAGGUUUGGCUGUUCAAACUGGGAUUCCGACUUGAAUUUUUACCAGAAAAACUGUAGCAGAACCUUUGCAUCUGAUUCUGUGGCUUCUAUAGCUAUCACGUCGAAUCUAUCUACCCCCAUUUCCAAAUGCCAUGUUGAAUAUAAUCGUUUGCUUCCAUGUCCAACUGAGAAUUUUCUACCAAGAAUUGAGCAUUUAGUUGUUAAAGAAGGAGGACCUGUUCUUGAUUUCAUUACCAAAGCUCUGGAUCUUCCACCUUUGUAUGUUGCAGAUCUGAUAGAUUUUGGAGCAGUGUUCUACGCGCUUGUAUGCCCAAAGCCUCCUUCAACUGCUACACCUGAGGAAAUCAAGUUGUUCAAACAAGUUACAGACCCUUUGGUUCUCAAAAAGAGACAUUCAAUCAAAGGAAAAACCCUAAGAGAGGCACAAAAAACUUUUAGAAUUACUCAUAUUGAUGAAUUUGUUGAAGCAGGGACAUACUUGAGGGUGCAUGUUCGUCCAAAACGAUUUCCGAGAUGCUAUGAAAUUGACUGGAAGUCAAGAAUAAUUGCUGUGACAGAGUCGUAUGUGGUUCUUAACAAACCAGCUGGCACAUCAGUGGGUGGAACUACAGACAACAUUGAAGAAACAUGUGCAAAUUUUGCUACUCGUGCCUUGAAAUUAACUACUCCAUUAAAGACAACUCAUCAGAUUGAUAAUUGCACAGAAGGCUGUGUUGUGCUAGCUAAAACCAAGGACUACUGCUCAGUUUUUCAUAGAAAGAUCAGGGAGAAAAAAGUGAAGAAGCUUUAUCUUGCACUUGCUGCUGCUUAUGUGCCACCUGGACUCAUGACUCAUUACAUGCGACCAUUUCGUAUGGCUCCAAAAAUUGUUUCCCAAGAGUUGAUUCCGGGAUGGAAUCUGUGCCAAUUGGAGGUCCUGGAAUGCAGGAAAGUUCCAUGGCCAAAUGCUUGGAUUGAAGAAGAGAAUGGAAUUCAGGAUUUGAAUUGGCCGAAUAAAGACUUUGCAUUCGAGUGCAAAAUCAACCUUUUGACUGGUCGUACUCACCAGAUUCGAGCUCAGUUGGCAGCUUGUGGUGCACCUCUAGUGGGGGACUCGAUGUACAUGCCAGCUGUAAUUUCAGAGCUAGCUAAUCCCGGGCUAAACCCUGUUAGGAAUGGGAAGUACAAAAAGGAAUUUGAAAGUGAGGCGGAUAGAGAAUCCGCUAUUGAAGAAUGGGCUACAAAACACGGGAAGGAACCUGGUGUGAGUAUUGGUCUUCAAGCUUCUCAAAUUUCAUGGGAUGAUGAUGAAGAUCAACGACACUUGUAUCAGGCAGGACCUCCAUGGUGGACUCAAUAG